AUGGGCAAUGAUUUCUCCCCGCGAGAAAUACUUCCGGUCACUUCCGGCAGCAUGGAGAGCGAAGAAGAAACAUCAACAAGCGAAAGCCGUGGCAAAAUACGUGUGAAGGGGAAGAAGAAGAAGGGCGGUGAUGACUUGCUGGAGGUACCUGAAGGAUGGAAGGAGCCCAAGUUCCAGCAGGAUGACAAUCCACAUGGUGUUCUGGCAGAGAGCUCCUUCGCAACUCUCUUCCCAAAGUACAGGGAGAAGUACAUCAGGGAGUGUUGGCCUCUGGUGAAGAAGACACUCUCAAACUAUAACAUCAAGGCAGAGCUGGAUGUGGUUGAAGGAAGCAUGAGUGUCCGGACUACACGCAAGAUGUGGGACCCCUUCAUGAUAGUCAAGGCCCGAGACCUCAUCAAACUUCUCAGUAGGAGUGUUCCCUAUGAACAGGUAGGAACCAUGAUUGUCAAGUCCCACAACCCAGUCUGUCAUCUUUCUAGAAGAGUUCUGUAG
Messenger RNA from Haliotis rubra (blacklip abalone), 495 nucleotides. RefSeq names its product KRR1 small subunit processome component homolog. Lineage: Eukaryota; Metazoa; Mollusca; Gastropoda; Lepetellida; Haliotidae. The record is from RefSeq and is a predicted model, not a curated record. Gene Ontology annotation, cellular component: small-subunit processome; nucleolus. Gene Ontology annotation, molecular function: RNA binding. Bases 1 to 495 code for a protein of 164 amino acids. The transcript has 3 exons.